AUGAAAAAGCUUGUUCAAAAGCUUCUCUUUGACAGAGAGUCAACCCUUAAUGACAAAAAAUUGUGGCAAUUAUCGCAAAAUUACAGUAAAUUUGAAUGUUUCGUGAUAUUUUGUUUCGAUGGAAUGUUGAUUUUGAGCGGAAUUCUUCUUAUGUUUGUGACAACAUUCGUUAGAGUCAAUGAAUAUCGACUACCAUUAAAUGCUUACCUAAUUUUCCUGCCAAUUGAAGGGAUGUCUUUAAAUUGGGCAAUUAAUUAUGUUUUUCAACUAACAACUAUUGGAGCCGCAAUGAUAGUUUUUGGUUCUCACACUUGUGUGACUUUAACGAUUAUAAAUCAAAUCUGUUUUUGGAUUGACGUCGUUAUUGUUGAAGUGGAAAGAUUGGCUGAAUUGCUGAAUAAUCCAGAUUUUAAUUAUGAACUUCAAAAAACUUCAACAAGCGAUUGCAUUAAAAACAUAAUUGAUAGUAGCAAUGCUUGCAGCAUUUGGCAUCGUGAGAUCAGCGAAGCAUUAACGGCGUGUUCUAUCCAGUGA
Messenger RNA from Clunio marinus, 534 nucleotides. The record is from the annotation of a GenBank genome assembly. Lineage: Eukaryota; Metazoa; Arthropoda; Insecta; Diptera; Chironomidae.